This is a messenger RNA of Caretta caretta (loggerhead turtle), 624 nucleotides long. The record is from RefSeq and is a predicted model, not a curated record. Lineage: Eukaryota; Metazoa; Chordata; Testudines; Cheloniidae.
CGCUGCUUCCAGGAACUUCUUGAGGGCCAACGAUACCCAGGUGACAGACUCAGAGCCACACGCAGCAAACAUGCUUGACAGUCUUGUUACUUUGGUUGGAGCAGGAAUUGGAGCAGGCGUGGCAUUCGUUGGAAUCCCAGUAGUAGUCGGGGCAGUCGGCUUUACUGGAGCAGGCAUUGCAGCUGGGUCCAUUGCUGCCAAGAUGAUGUCCGCAGCAGCCAUAGCCAAUGGAGGAGGGGUAGCCGCUGGGAGUGCUGUGGCAACCCUGCAAUCCAUUGGUGCUGCAGGCCUCCCUGUAGCUGCCAAAGCUGUGAUGGUAGGUGUUGGGGCAGCAGCCAGUGCCUUAUUCUGAAAGCUCCAACGGCUCCUUUAUGCUCUGGAAGACGCACUGACUCGUCUGCUGGCAGUUUCUCAAUGGCACCAUCAGGCUUAUGCAUCAAGUAGCAAGUUAGAGAAAUGGCUCUGUAGCUGAAUGCAAAAACAAGUGGCCUGUAGAAACAGCUCCCGCACAUUUGUCGCUUGUUCUACCUUCUCCACAACAGACGUCAAGUUCUGUUGGGAUUAUGGCUGAAUUAUUGCUGUUGGCUGAAAUGUGAGAAAUCAAUAAACUUUUGCAAAUUUAAA